Messenger RNA from Hemibagrus wyckioides, 3291 nucleotides. RefSeq names its product discs, large (Drosophila) homolog-associated protein 5 (gene dlgap5). Gene Ontology annotation, biological process: regulation of mitotic cell cycle; centrosome localization; kinetochore assembly. The transcript is spliced from 20 exons. Gene Ontology annotation, molecular function: microtubule binding. Gene Ontology annotation, cellular component: cytoplasm; spindle pole centrosome; nucleus. NCBI's taxonomy places the organism in Eukaryota, Metazoa, Chordata, Actinopteri, Siluriformes, Bagridae. The coding region runs from base 139 to 3195 and encodes 1018 amino acids. The record is from RefSeq and is a predicted model, not a curated record.
CUCUGUUUUAACUGAAGUGUCCGAGGAGGAAGAGGAGGAGGAGGACGUAGUUUGUUUAUUUCGUGUUCGAUGCGGUUUUAUUAGGCGACUUGCCAACGAACAGGCGGUUGAUAUAAAAGAAGUAAAAAAAAUUACAGGAUGGAUUCUCGCUUUGCGCAUCUUUACAAGCGAGACAGCAGUGUCUCCAUGAUAAGGGUGAAAAUGUCCAGGCGACGUUCCCAGUCCCAGAAAGAGAACAGGGAAAAGAUGCAAAACCUCCGCAGACACCUGGACCAACUUCCAGAGCUGGAGCGCUCUUUGGAUGUCUCCUGCCUUGAGAAGUCGGUUCUUCCUUCCCAAGAGAUGGGGCACAAGGCUAAAGCAGAUAAAAAUAACAGUGCUGUAGAAGAGAGGAGAAAGAUGCUGGCACGUUUUAAAGAGAACAAAGCGCUGCAGAAGGAGAAAGAAAGGCGAGAAAAGGAAAAGAAAGGUACCUUCAAGGUCGGUCUCUACCGCCCACAGCCCUUGGGCUAUUUGCCCUUGAAUCCUGUUGUACUGAGUGCAAAAAAGACUGCAGAAUCUAUACAAUCCACCAGAGUGACCCGUUCUAUGAAACAGUAUCUACAGCCAAAGCAACCAGCUGUUACACAGCCUGCACUAAAGAAGGCUGAUCCACCCAUCACCAGAGCUAGCAAGUCUUCAGCACCAGCAAUUGCCAAAGGCAGAACUGCAUCAGUUGAACCAGUUGUCAGAGCGCCAACUACUCGAUCAGCUGCUAAAACUGUCACAGCAGCUGUAACCGCCAAAUCUGUAACUAAACCUGCUGCAGACCUCAAACCUCCCAAAACAAAAGCUGCUAGUAGGCAGCCUGCAGCACCCUCAUCAGCUAGAGGGAAAGCUAUGCAAGGACAUUCUAACCCUGUGGCAGCUGAAAAGAAGGAAACCAAGGUUGCUGAUGAGGUGGUUGCUACCGUAAAUCCAUCCCCUCCUCAAGAGGAAAAGGUGGUGGAGGACACGAAUGUGACUCCAGUUUCAUUUGCUCCCCAAGGAUUUGUGUUCCAGGCCCCUUCUGGUCUGAAAACAUUCCAGCCUACACCCCUUUCUCCUCGCUCUGCUGAUGCCUUCCUCUCACCUAGCUUCUCAGCUGAACCAUGGAUGGAGCCUACAAACCCAGUUUCUUUACCAUCUGACUCUUCAUCUGCUCUUCCUCUUCCCUCACCUCCAACCUGUAUGUCUGAACCUUGUCUUGAAUCUGUUUCUACAUCUGCUCCUUCUCAGGAUUUUUCUCUCGCUUCUUCUACCCCACCCACUGUCUCUCCUUCCUCUCUUUCUCACCCUCCUCCUGCCUCUCCAUCCUCAGCUCCUGCUUCUACUCUUCUUCCACCUUCUUCACCACCUGCUACUGCAUCUCCUUCCUCUGCAACAUCAGAACCUCAGCAUGACGUGCCCUAUUUCAGAUCAGUGAUGGCUAGUGAGACAGAAAGAUUGACUGGGUUGUCUGAAUUUUGGGAAUUGCGGUUUGAUGAUUCCUCCAUCCCGGAAGAGAUGCGAGACCGAAUGCGCACAGCUGUUGGCCAAGCCAGGCUGCUGAUGAAGGAGCGCUUUGGCCAGUUCAGUGGUCUGGUGGAUGACUGUGAUUUUGGCCGAGGAGAGAAGAUCACAACCUGCACAGACUUGCAGGGGUUCUGGGACAUGGUGUACUUUCAGGUGGAAGAUGUUGAUAAGAAGUUUAACACAUUGAAAAUGGCUGAAGCCAGGGGAUGGCAAGAGGAGAUCAAGCCUGUCACCAGGCAGAAGAAAGUGGUCAAGCAAAAGCCCCCUGCUGCAGGAGGUAAGCCUGGAGCAGGUGCUGGAGCCAGCGCUGCUGCAAAGAGUCGACUGGCUGCAGUGAAAGCUGCCAUGAAGGCCAAGCAGGCUGCGGCUAAAGCUGCUGAGGCUUCAGAUAAAGCUCAAGAUGAAACUACUCCUGCUUCAAAUGCCCCAGCUAACACCUUGCCAGCCCAGACAGUGGUUUUUCAUGGAGGCUUCUUUCAGGUGGAGAGUCCUGUCAAAGUAGUUGGUGCUGUAAGAUCAUCUCGGUUGAGUGCAGCUCCCUUUCCCCAGUGUUCCCCACAUAGAUCUAAAUUCAGCACACCAGGAAGACAGAAGAGAUCCACUGUAGUCAUGCAUCCAUCUCCUCUUCCUUGCAUUCGCACACCUUCUAAAAGUGCUCCUACUGCAUCCCCUCCUAACUCUCCCGCUGCAGUUGCUCGCACUGCUGUAACUCCUGUCUGUACUCCUAAACGGCACGCUCAUCCCCUUCCCUCCUCCCCCAAACCCCUUCAUGUCAGCCCUGAGCAGGACCACUCUGCCCCCUAUGCCUCACCUAAUGGAGUCUCUCACACACAACUCAGCCAGCCUGAUCAUAACACAAGUCUCAACAACAUCCAGUCAGACCUCAUGAUCACUCCAGUAGAUGAUCAAAUGAACCACUCGGCAGAGAUCAAGCCACACAGUUCUCCUUGCCAGACAGAGGAAGAACUGCCACUUCACCUUCCUGCACAUUCAGUCAACAGUACCGAGCCUGAGGGAAGUGUUCAACAGUCUUCCAUGACCGAACUGUCCCAGGAGCAAACCGAAGAGACUGUGAUUGCUGAAGUGGAGAUGUCCCACUCAGACGAUCAAGCUCAUGCUAUGAGUUUCACCCACUCACCUUCAGCAUACAAGACCACUCUGCAAGCAGAGAUUGUGGAGAGCUGUGUCUCUGUUCCUUCCUCCCCGUCUGUGAUGUCCACCACACCACAGCAAGUCCAAGACUUUCCAGCACCAUCAGAUAAAUCUGACAUGUGUGUUAAUGAAAGAUCUCCUAUCAGUGCUGACUGUAAAGUGACUGAAAAUGAAGACAGAGAGACUAUUCCUGGUCUGGACUUUGAGCGAUAUCUGCAACCCACAGCCCGAUGCAGCUUAUCUCCUGUGCGGAGUAUGGCAGUGGAAAGGUUCUCACUUGGCCUAGAAGAUGCUGAAAUGGAGAGCCCUCAGGCCCAGGAAGAAGAGCCUGUUCAUGAUGCACUGAUGACUCCUACAGCUUUCCCCAGAAUGGCACCACUGGUGGUCACUCCCUGGACUGAAGAGAUGAUUGCCAAUCAGCUGCUGUUCACCCCCGAGCAGAGGGAGAGAGUGAGGCAAUCGGUGUGUGAGAGGGACCUCAUGAUGUUUACAUCGCCUGAAGAGAACUAAUUCAAGCAGAGACAUGGACAAACAUCACGUGGGCUUUAUUUACUUUUAACAAUACGAUUUGAUGUUCAAUGUACCAAAUUUAUAUAUAUAUAUAUA